AUGCGCAGGUCGGCGCUCGGCAAAUCUGCGCCAACCCUCUCCGUCCACGUGAAGGAACAAUGUGCGGUCUCCCGGAGACCAUCGCGCCUGCCGCCGCCGCCGCCUCACCACAGGUUGUCGCUUGUGGUGGGCUCGGGGCGGUGCAGCUCCCCCGGCACGGGGCCCCUGUCCCCCGCCGAGGGCCCGCGGUGGCCGCACGCGCACCACGCCCACCCGCUGCACCACGCGCUGCUGUCAUCGAGCGUGAAGCGCGGCAAGGAGAUAGAUGGCAGGAGGUGGUCCGUGGCUUCCCUGCCCUCGUCGGGCUACGGGACCACGCCGGGAAGCUCCAGUCUGUCAUCGCAAUGCUCAUCCCAAGAGCGGCUCCUGGCGGUGCAGGGCGUGUGCGAACCGCCCCGCGCCCCCUGCCCCCACUGCCACCAGCACCAGAACUCGCUCAAUAGUUCUCAGGGCUCCGGGAUGAACUGGGCGUCGCUAUCCGACAGCGGGGGCAGCGGCCACGCCGCCAGGGCCCCCUCGCCCCGUCCCGCGCCCCGCCGCGUAAGGAGUCGCAGUCUCAGUUCGCCGUCGCGUUCGCCGGGCGGCGGCUCCGGCGGAGAGAGUGCGCGCGAGGACGCCGUGACAGCUAUGUCGGCCCUCUUCGCGGCGAGAUUCCCCGCCGCCCAGAAGCACAUGGAUGACAGACUUUGCGCCCUCAUCGAGGAGUUGCUGGAGCUUGACAAGAAGCCAGAUCGGCCGCCCAUUGAGAGAUUUGUUCAGCGCCAGGUGUUGGAGAUGGCGCGCGACUGUCUCCACAAAUCCGAGUCGAAGCAGGUGACCAGCAGCUAUUUCUACGACAUGGCAGACAGCUUGGAUAGGCUGCUCGCUGAAACGCGCGAGAAGUCAUCAGAGGCGGGUGCACAAGUAGCCCCGUUGGUGACGCGGUUGGUGCUCGCGAUGGCGCGCCCGGCGCGGCUGCUCGAGUGUCUCGAGUUCGACCCCGAGCGCUUCUACCGGCUGCUCGAGGCCGCAGAGGGGCACGCGCGGCAGUCGCAGGGCAUCACAACGGACAUCCCCCAGUACAUAAUCCACAAGCUGGGCCUCUCAAGGGAUCCAUUGGCGGAACUGCACGCCCCACCGCCACCACCGCCGCCGCAGAACUCUUCGCCCUCCAAGUCCCGCGGUAGGCAAUCGCCGCCGGGCGCUCCGCCGGGCGGGGCUCCGCCCUCGGAGAGCGACUACCACGUCAUCAAGCUGAUCUCCAACGGGGCGUACGGGGCGGUGUACCUGGUCAAGCACAAGCUCACCAGGUACGCGAUGAAAAAGAUCAGUAAGAACAAUCUCAUACUGAGGAACCAAGUGGAGCAGGCCUUCGCUGAACGGGACAUCCUCAGCUUCGCCGACAAUCCUUUCGUGGUGACGAUGUACUGCUCGUUCGAGACGAAGCGGCACCUGUGCCUCAUCCUGGAGUUCGUGGAGGGCGGCGACUGCGCCACGCUGCUGCGCAACGGGCCCCUGCCGCCGGACAUGGCGCGCCACUACUUCGCCGAGGCGGUGCUGGCGGUCGAGUACCUGCACUCCUACGGCAUCGUGCACAGGGACCUCAAGCCGGACAACCUUCUCAUCACGGCAACUGGGCACAUAAAAUUGACCGACUUCGGGCUGAGCAAAAUGGGCCUUAUGUCAUUGGCGACCAACCUGUACGAGGAGUACGCGGACCGCGAGGCGCGUCAGUUCUCCGACAAGCAGGUGUGCGGAACGCCGGAGUACAUCGCGCCGGAGGUGAUACUGCGCCAGGGCUACGGGAAGCCGGUGGAUUGGUGGUCGAUGGGCAUCAUCCUGUAUGAGUUCCUGGUCGGCUGCGUGCCCUUCUUCGGGGACACCCCCGAGGAGUUGUUCGCGCAUACUGUGAACGACGACAUCGAGUGGCCCUCCGAGGAGGACUUCCCGAUAGCGGCGGAGGCGCGUGCGAUCAUCACGGAGCUGCUGGCGAGGAACCCGCGCGACAGGCUCGGCACCGGCGGCACGCACCAAGUCAAGGAGCACAUCUACUUCUACGGUCUGGACUGGAACAAUCUUCUGAGACGAAAGGCUGAGUUCAUACCGCAGCUGGAAAAUGACGAGGAUACUAGUUAUUUUGACAGCCGCUGCGACCGCUACAACCACAGCGAGGCGGACACGGACGAGGCGGCCGACGGCCCGGAGGCGGCGGACGACGCGCUCUUCGCCGCCUUCUCGUCCACGUCGCCGCAGUGGCGCCGCCACUACCACCACUCCCACUCCCACUCGGCGGUGUCCCACGACUCGAGGAGCACGGACAGUUGGCCGGGAACGCCGGACAGCGCUGGGCCCCCCACCACACCCACCGCUCCUCCCCACCACCACCCCAAGUGCCCGAUGGUGGGCGCCGGCGGAGGCUCCACUGCGGAGUCGUCUCAGACGGACUCCGACGACGUGUCCCCGGCGGCGAGGCGGCGAGCGGCCCUCCGCCCGCCCGCGCUCGCCACGCACGCACACACGCACGCGCACGCACACGCGCACGCGCCGCACGUGGCCCACGCGCUCGCUCACCCCCACCCCCAUCCACACCCGCCCAUGCUGCCGCGCAUAAGCGACACCUCGAAGCGGGAUCUGGACCGGGGCGUGGACAAGGUGGACAAGCCCGAGAAGUCCAAGCCCAUCGCCCUGGCGGCGCCCAAGUCGAUGAGGCGAUCGGCCAGCACCUCCGGCCUGUCGCUGGUCAUCCAUCCAGCAGACGAGAGCGCGGGCGGCGGCGGCGCGGCGUCCCCCUGCGCCGGGAACACCUCCUCGACCAACUCCUCGCGAGACUCCUCGCCCUGCCGCGACCCGCCAUCGCCCUUCGCCAUCGCCAACCACUCGCUGAUCCAGUCCUCGAAGCCGCCGAUUGUGGUGCGCCGAGGCCCGCGCGGCUUCGGCUUCACUAUCCACACGGUGCGCGUCUACUACGGCGACUCCGACUACUACACGAUGCACCAUCUCGUCUCGGCUGUAAGCGAGCAAGGAGCGGCGUGGGCGGCCGGGUUACGCGCGGGCGACCUCAUCACUCAGCUGAACGGCGAGUCCGUGCAGGGAUUGCUCCACACACAGGUGCUCAAGUUGCUGCUGACGGCUCCGCACGCCACCCUCCGCGCCACACCGUUGGACCAGACGACCAUACAGGCCGGGGGGCGAAGGCGCGCGGGCGGGCGGCGGGCUUCCGCCCCCCCGAGGCCCCGCCCCCGGCGCCGCUGCUCCCUCUUCCGCCGCAUCUCCACCAAGCGCGCCUCGCAGGAGAUGCACCAGAUGGUGUCGGCGGCCGGCAGCGGCGAGUGCCCCCCUUCGCCCGCCGCCUCCCCCGCCGCCGACAGCCCGCUGCACGCGAACACGCACUACCAACGCCCGUCGUCGCUGCACGGGCUGAAGCACAAGCUGGGCGCGGGCGAGGUACGGCGCGCCUCGCUGCAGCACAUGCCGCUCUCGCCUCUGGCCAGGACGCCGUCGCCGUCGCCGCAGCCGCAGCCCGCCUCGCCCACCAGAGUUCAAGUUCCUCGCCCACCAGGUGAGGCCGCGCGAAUCUCGACCAUAAGGUUGCCUAAGGUUGUGGCUCUUGCCUUCAGCCGCGCGAAUCUCGACCUACGGGCGAUAGACAUAAGGUUGUCGACACGGUCGACGGUACCUUUCGCGCUAGCGGUUUUCACACACGCGCUCCUGCCUUUAGAGUUCAUGUUCCCCGCCCACCUCGUGACCCACGUUGGGUGCGCGGUCUUGCGUUUUAGAGGUUCGCGAGCCCGUCGCUCGCUGGUGCCGCGCAACCGGUGCGAGGCGCGCAGCCCUUCGCCGCUGGCGGCGCGCGAGUGCGGCCGACGCGCGUGGCCGCGCCGCGACCCCGCCUCGCCCCUCCUCCGGCGCGCCCUCUCCCCCGACAGACUGCACCCGCGCUCGGCCGAGGCCAAGUGCUCCAUCUCGCCGCUGUGCUGCGGCGUGGGCGUGGGCGUGGGCGGCGCCUCCAGCGGUGGGAGUGGGCGGCGUGGGGCUGGCUGGCGCGCCCCCGCCCCCGCUCCCCCCACUCCGCCGCCCCCGGAGAAGCCCGACGAGCCGCCGCUGCCCAGGAUCGCCGAGGAGAAGGACUCGCCCACUCACCAAGCUGCCCACUCCAGGCUGCCCACAAGGACACCGGCGAAACAGAGCACGCCCAGCAUCUUCACGUCGUCGCCGAAGAGCGUGGACAAGAGCGCGAUGGACGCGAACGCAUCUUUCGCCUCGCUCUCGCUGUCCGACGAGUCGUUCGUCGACAGCUCCGUUGACGUGUCAAAUCUGGACACCUCCAGGGAGGCACUCUUAGUCGACAGCAGAUCCAGCGUGGAGAGCAGCGCACCCACAUCGGAGAUGAGCAAAAACAUCAUCACCACUUUCGAGACACCGUCGUCUAUGAGUCAGAGCGACACACACUCGAAGACCAGGAAGAAGUCCGACUCCAGCCUGAAAGACGAGGACUUGAAGACGAGAGACAAGAGCAAAACGAAACCCGAGAAGUCGGAACUGAAGAAACAGGACUCGAUCAAGAAGUUGGAGAGGGCCGAAGCGAUAGUGGAAGAGAAGCAGCAGACGCAAGAAGUGCAGAAGAUAGAAGAAAAGCCAAAAGUGGAGAAGCCGAUGGAGAGGGUCGGCUCCGUGAAGAAGUCUGAUAAACAGGACAAGGCCGAAGCGAAAAAGGAGAAACAAGAGAAAGCGGAAAUGAAGAAGCAGGAGAAAAUGGAGGCGAAGAAGACAGAGUCGGCGAAGAAACUCGAAGGCUUGAAGAGACAGGAGUCCGUAGAGAUUAAUAAGUCGCCGGAGGGCGCGGAGGUGGGGUCGGAGAGCAGGGCGCGGAACAGCAUGGUGAGCAAGCUGCUGGGCGUCAUGGGGCGGAAGGGGGGCGCCCGCGAGAGCAGGGACGACGAGGAGCACCGCGCCGCCAAGAAGCAGGAGAAGCACGCCAAGAAGAAGUCUGGCAACACACAGGCCCCGCCGAGGCAGAACGACCCAUCGCCUUCGGAACGCUCAGCCGAGAAAAACGACAACGUGGAAGACAGGAAGGGGAAGAAGGGUCGCGGACGAGCGUCCAGUUCUUCCUCGCUGGAGAAG
Molecule: messenger RNA, 5103 nt
Organism: Iphiclides podalirius (scarce swallowtail)
Lineage: Eukaryota; Metazoa; Arthropoda; Insecta; Lepidoptera; Papilionidae
Source: the annotation of a GenBank genome assembly